AUGUUUACAAUGACUGAUUCUUCAAUAAAUAUUAAUGAUGAAAAUUUAGAAGAUUUAACAGUUAUAUGGCUUGAUGAAAAUAUAAAUAAAACAAAUGAUUGUUUAGAUACUAAAACUCGUUUGCGUUAUGUUAUAAAUUAUUUAAAAACAUUUAUUGAUCCUGACGAAUGUAUUGAUUAUAUUACAUCAAUUUCAAAUGAAAGAGUAUUCUUAAUUAUAUCUGGUUCAUUUGGCGAAAAUAUUAUUCCACUUAUCAGUGACUUGAAACAAAUUUUAUCAAUAUAUAUUUUUUGUUCAAAUAAAUUUAAAUAUGAACAAUGGGCUCACAAUUAUGAAAAAAUUCAAGGU
Molecule: messenger RNA, 348 nt
Organism: Didymodactylos carnosus
Lineage: Eukaryota; Metazoa; Rotifera; Eurotatoria; Philodinida; Philodinidae
Source: the annotation of a GenBank genome assembly